Messenger RNA from Myxozyma melibiosi, 1118 nucleotides. RefSeq names its product ESCRT-II complex subunit-domain-containing protein. Lineage: Eukaryota; Fungi; Ascomycota; Lipomycetes; Lipomycetales; Lipomycetaceae. The record is from RefSeq and is a predicted model, not a curated record. The transcript is spliced from 3 exons. Gene Ontology annotation, biological process: protein transport to vacuole involved in ubiquitin-dependent protein catabolic process via the multivesicular body sorting pathway. Gene Ontology annotation, cellular component: ESCRT II complex. Gene Ontology annotation, molecular function: protein homodimerization activity; structural molecule activity. The coding region runs from base 231 to 929 and encodes 232 amino acids.
UCCAACCAAAAACCCUACAACAACCAUCCUUGCUCACUCACUCACUCGUGAGGUCACGUGAACUCCGCUCUAGGGCGAUGGGCCGCGGCGAGGCUUUGGCUUUGCUCCCGACGGAUUCGAGGUUGAGAUAGAGCUGAUAAGCAGAACUGCUGCGCGUGCGAUUGUUUGACAAAUAGCUCUUAAACAGAGAGCAACGACAACAGCAACAGGAGUAGUAGCAGCACAAAGAAAUGGCAUCAACCUCACAUCCCUCGCGCGUAUCCACGCCCGUCCCUGCUCCCACCACCACCGCCUCCACAUCCCCAACCCCCCCGACAUUCCCGUUCCCGAGCAUAUACUCCUUCCCGCCAUUCUUCACGCGGCAGCCAAACGGACAGACAUGGUCCUCCCAGCUCUCGCUUUGGAACUCGCUGAUUCUGGCGUAUUGCCGGUUUCACAAGAUAUGGCGGGUUGAUCUUAAUACGGCUGUUGAGUGGGAUUUGUUUAGUAAUAAGGAGAUUAAUCGAUCGCUGAAAUUAGAUACCUGCAGAGAAAUCCUGAAUGACAUGGUCAAGAAAGGCGACGCGGAGUGGGUUUCCGGCAGCGGCAGCGCAAAGGAAGGCAAAAACACCAGUGCCAUAAUAUUCUGGCGGCGGCCUGAAGAAUGGGCUAAUCUUAUUUCUGAUUGGAUCGACGCUACUGGACAGAAGAACGCGAUCUUGACACUCUACGAAAUCUCCGAAGGCGACUCUUCAUACACACAAGGUACCCACUCCCCAUAUCCCGUUACAAUUCUACAUAUCCUAACCUCAUCUCAUGCAGAAUUCCACGGCAUUGACUCCACGAUCCUCCGAAAAGCGCUGGACGUACUGGUUCGAAGAGGACAGGCGCAGAUCAUGAGGUCCGCGGAUGGCGAGGAGGCUGGUGUUAAGUUUUUUGGAGUUCAGUGAUUCUGAUUUUUGUUUUUGGUUGUGUAUGUGUAUAUAUGGAUAGUGAGUAAGUUGAGUGUAUGGGUAGUUUUGGAUGGGAGUGGAGGAGGAGGAGGUUGAUUCGGCACUCUAUCAAAUGCAGAGAAGAAACCCCCCUCCCCCUUCAAAUAAAUCAAAUAAAAAAGCAAGACAAAAUUACCUCAUCUCUCA